AUGGCAGAUUCGGAAGUGGUGGGCACCGACGUCUCUGCUGCGACGGCCCCGGCCCCGCCACCACCUGCAGUCCCGUCUCCUUCCGACGAGGCAGCGGUGCUGGACAUUGCGGCGGCCGUGAAAAAGAAGCGGAGGCAGUACCGGCACAGGAAGUUUGGCUGUACGGUGGCCGAGCAUAUCAUGAAGGCGGUGGCAUCCACCAGGGAGCGCCGCCGGGUCUCGGUGGCCGCUAUGAAGAAAGCGCUGUCGCCCAGCGACUAUAACUUGGCCCGCAGUAACUCGCGGGUUAGUCGAACUGUGCGCAGCCCGCCUAGCAAAGGACCGCUGGAGCAAACGGUGGGCUGUGACGCCUCGGGCUCGGCCAGCCUCGGCAACAGUCCGGAGGAAACGACGGCAGCCACCCCCAAGGUGGCCAGGAAGUCCCGAAGGCUGAGGACAACAGGCAGGAAGAGGUGCCAGCGGGUGAAGAGACUGGGCAGGCACCGUAGAAAGUACGGCGCCGUGAAAAAGUCGACCCGCUGGAAAGGCAUCCGGGUGAAGAAAGUGUUGGCGAGCCGCCGGGGCUCGAGAAAGCCCAGGAAGUCUGCGAAGAGCCCAUUAGAGCGCGAACCCAACAGAUUUGGAUCUGAAACCGACUCCAUCCAAACACAAUGA
Messenger RNA from Mobula hypostoma (lesser devil ray), 654 nucleotides. RefSeq names its product histone H1.11R-like. The record is from RefSeq and is a predicted model, not a curated record. Gene Ontology annotation, cellular component: nucleosome. NCBI's taxonomy places the organism in Eukaryota, Metazoa, Chordata, Chondrichthyes, Myliobatiformes, Myliobatidae. The coding region runs from base 1 to 654 and encodes 217 amino acids. Gene Ontology annotation, molecular function: DNA binding. Gene Ontology annotation, biological process: nucleosome assembly. The transcript has a single exon.